GCCUCCCUCCUGCGCUGCAACGACGCCGGCCCGGCCGGGAGAGCAGAGCAGCUCCUCGCAGCUUCUCUCUCGGGUCACUGGUGUUCGCCAGCCCGCCCUGCCUCUUGCCCCUGCUCGAUGGUGACACCAGGCCGGUGACAUGAAGCUGGCCUGUGCUCUGCUGCCCCUGCUGCUGCAGGCCUGCUGGGCCACCGCGCAGGACGACCUGAUAGACACAAGGGCCGUCGCGUUCCAAGACUGCCCCGUGGACCUGUUCUUCGUGCUGGACACCUCGGAAAGUGUGGCGCUGAGGCUGAAGCCCUACGGGGCCCUGGUGGACAAGGUCAAGUCCUUCACCAAGCGCUUCAUCGACAACCUGAAGGACAGGUACUACCGCUGCGACCGCAACCUGGUGUGGAACGCGGGCGCGCUGCACUACAGCGACGAGGUGGAGAUCAUCCGCGGGCUCACGCGCAUGCCCGGCGGCCGCGACGCGCUCAAGGACAGCGUGGACGCGGUCAAGUACUUCGGCAAAGGCACCUACACGGACUGUGCCAUCAAGAAGGGGCUGGAGGAGCUGCUCGUGGGGGGCUCCCACCUGAAGGAGAACAAGUACCUCAUCGUGGUGACGGACGGGCACCCCCUCGAGGGCUACAAGGAGCCCUGCGGGGGCCUGGAGGACGCCGUGAACGAGGCCAAGCACCUGGGCAUCAAAGUCUUCUCUGUGGCCAUCACGCCCGACCACCUGGAGCCACGUCUGAGCAUCAUCGCCACCGACCACACGUACCGGCGCAACUUCACGGCGGCCGACUGGGGUCAGAGCCGCGACGCGGAGGAGGUCAUCAGCCAGACCAUCGACACCAUCACCGACAUGAUAAAAAAUAACGUGGAGCAAGUGUGCUGCUCCUUCGAGUGCCAGCCCGCCCGGGGACCUCCAGGGCUGCGGGGUGACCCUGGGUACGAGGGAGAACGAGGGAAGCCAGGGCUUCCCGGGGAGAAAGGAGAAGCCGGAGACCCCGGGAGGCCCGGAGACCUUGGACCCGUCGGCUACCAGGGCAUGAAGGGAGAAAAAGGGAGCCGAGGGGAGAAGGGUUCCAGGGGACCCAAGGGCUACAAGGGCGAGAAGGGGAAACGUGGCAUUGACGGCGUGGAUGGCAUGAAGGGGGAGACGGGGUACCCCGGCCUGCCAGGCUGCAAGGGCUCGCCCGGAUUCGACGGUGUCCAAGGACCCCCAGGGCCCAAGGGUGAUGCGGGCGCCUUCGGACUGAAAGGCGAGAAGGGGGAGCCUGGAGCAGAUGGGGAGCCUGGGCGGCCAGGGAACACAGGUCCCCCUGGAGACGAGGGCGAGCCUGGAGAGCCCGGUCCCCCCGGAGAGAAGGGAGAAGCCGGCGACGAGGGGAACCCAGGACCAGACGGCGCCCCGGGAGAGAGGGGCGGCCCCGGGGAAAGAGGACCGCGGGGGACCCCAGGCGUUCGGGGCCCAAGAGGAGACCCGGGUGAAGCCGGACCCCAAGGUGACCAGGGACGAGAAGGCCCCGUCGGUGUCCCCGGAGACCCGGGUGAGGCUGGGCCCGUUGGACCGAAAGGGUACCGCGGAGACGAGGGGCCCCCAGGGCCUGAGGGUCCCAAGGGAGCCCCAGGGCCGGCAGGACCCCCCGGAGACCCCGGGCUGAUGGGGGAAAGGGGUGAAGACGGUCCCCCCGGAAACGGCACCGAGGGCUUCCCCGGCUUCCCCGGCUAUCCGGGCAGCAGGGGACCUCCCGGGAUAAACGGCACUAAAGGCUACCCCGGCCUCAAGGGGGACGAAGGAGAAGCCGGGGACCCCGGAGAGGACAACAACGACGUCGCUCCCCGAGGCGCCAAAGGAGCGAAGGGGUACCGAGGCCCUGAAGGCCCCCAGGGACCCCCAGGACAUGUGGGACCACCGGGGCCAGAUGAAUGCGAGAUUUUGGACAUCGUCAUGAAGAUGUGCUCCUGCUGUGAGUGCACGUGCGGCCCCAUCGACAUCCUCUUCGUGCUGGACAGCUCCGAGAGCAUCGGCCUGCAGAACUUCGAGAUCGCCAAGGACUUCAUCGUCAAGGUCAUCGACCGGCUGAGCAGGGACGAGCUGGUCAAGUUUGAGCCUGGGCAGUCCCAUGCGGGCGUGGUCCAGUACAGUCACAACCAGAUGCAGGAGCACGUGGACCUGAGGGACCCCAACAUCAGGAACGCCCAGGACCUCAAGGAAGCCAUCAAGAAGCUGCAGUGGAUGGGCGGAGGCACGUUCACGGGCGAGGCCCUGCAGUACACCCGGAGCCAGCUGCUGCCCCCCACUCAGAACAACCGGAUCGCCCUGGUCAUCACGGACGGCCGCUCAGACACCCAGAGGGACACCACCCCGCUGAGCGUGCUCUGCGGCCCCGACAUCCAGGUGGUCUCCGUGGGCAUCAAGGAUGUGUUCGGCUUAGCCGCGAGCUCCGACCAACUCAACGUCAUUUCCUGCCAAGGCCUGGUGACCCCGGGGCGGCCGGGCAUCUCGCUGGUCAAGGAGAACUACGCGGAGCUGCUGGACGACGCCUUCCUGAAAAACAUCACCACCCAGAUCUGCAUAGACAAGAAGUGUCCGGAUUACACCUGCCCGAUCACCUUCUCCUCCCCGGCCGACAUCACCAUCCUGCUGGACGGCUCGGCCAGCGUGGGCAGCCACAACUUCGACACCACCAAGCGCUUUGCCAAGCGGCUGGCCGAGCGCUUUCUGACGGCGGGCCGCACGGACCCGGCCCACGACGUGCGCGUGGCGGUGCUGCAGUACAGCGGCACCGGCCAGCAGCAGCCCGAGCGCGCGGCGCUGCAGUUCCUGCAGAACUACACCGUGCUGGCCAGCACCGUGGACGCCAUGGGCUUCUUCAACGACGCCACCGACGUCACCGACGCCCUUGGCUACGUGACCCGCUUCUACCGCGAGGCCUCGUCCGGCGCCGCCAAGAAGAAACUGCUGCUCUUCUCCGACGGCAACUCGCAGGGCACCACGGCGGCCGCCAUCGAGAAGGCGGUGCAGGAGGCCCAGCGGGCGGGCCUCGAGGUCUUCGUGGUGGUGGUGGGCCGCCAGGUGAACGAGCCCCACAUCCGCGUCCUGGUCACCGGCAAGACGGCCGAGUACGACGUGGCCUUCGGCGAGCGCCACCUCUUCCGCGUGCCCAGCUACCAGGCCCUGCUCCGGGGCGUCUUCUACCAGACUGUGUCCAGGAAGGUGGCCCUGGACUAGCGGCCCAGCCUCAGCCCUGAACGUGAGAACUGGACCCCAAUCUCCUGACCCACCCGAUCAGCUAGGAGAAGCUUGAAAAGCCGCCCCGUGCCUGGCCCACCCCCACCCCCGCACAGUCCGCCCCCAGUGCCCCCCAGCCCUGGGUUCUGCAGGCGCCCCUCCUGCCACCUGCGCUGCAUCCCCCUCCCCGCUGCCUGUCAGCCGCCCCCGAUCCCGAGUCAGAGCCCCGAAGCCUGGCUUCUCCUUCCGUCUGGGGUCAGCGAUGACCGCCUCCCCGCUGCCACGCCCCCCCCCCCCGAGUUUGACUUCCUCGCAGCUCCUGCAGCAUCCUUCUCAGCACAGCCCCAGGCGCCGGGUCACGAGCACGGCCCCCGCUGGCCGCCUGCUUCCAGCCGCCUCAGGCCAAGGGCUCGGGAGGCUCAGGACAUGGCCUGACACUGACCAACAGAACCCGGGCCUCCCGGCCCCGGGGCCCCCAACCCCAGAGCAAAGGUGCUAUCUCUUUCCCAUCCCCACGCGGCCCCGGCCCCGCCACCGGCGGCAAAGUGAGAACAAGACCAAGUCUUUUCCUCGGGGGGUGCCUGGUCUACACUUUACGGGGGCCCCUGGUCCUGCGUCAGCUCGGCUUUUGCUCCUUCCUGGGUUUUCCUCAACCGCGUCCGACGUUUCUGAAUAAAGGUUUUCACUCCCCUCC
This is a messenger RNA of Phacochoerus africanus (Common warthog), 3917 nucleotides long. It is a transcript of the gene COL6A1, whose product is annotated as collagen type VI alpha 1 chain. The record is from RefSeq and is a predicted model, not a curated record. The coding region runs from base 140 to 3223 and encodes 1027 amino acids. The transcript has 35 exons. Lineage: Eukaryota; Metazoa; Chordata; Mammalia; Artiodactyla; Suidae.